This is a messenger RNA of Dichomitus squalens LYAD-421 SS1, 504 nucleotides long. RefSeq lists its product as uncharacterized. Gene Ontology annotation, molecular function: protein binding. Bases 11 to 484 code for a protein of 157 amino acids. NCBI's taxonomy places the organism in Eukaryota, Fungi, Basidiomycota, Agaricomycetes, Polyporales, Polyporaceae. The record is from RefSeq and is a predicted model, not a curated record. The transcript has 2 exons.
GUCCCCUGACAUGGUGAAUCUUGGGACUAUCUGGAUGUGGGACACAGAGACGCGCGAGCCUGUUGGGGAGAACCUGUCCAAUCCAUUCGGAAGCGUUCACUCUCUCGCACUCUCUCCAGAUGGUCGUCACAUCGUAUCACGUUCAAACACGAUCAUUGUGGUUUGGGAUGCGAACGCUUUCACAGAUCCUUGCGGACCUCAUCCACCCUUCGUCAACUACAACACUAUGUCAAGGACCUCAUUUGAUGGCUCCUUCCAGUCGUCGACUCCUCCAGAGUACCCAUAUUGGAAUGGCUGGAUCACGGACAAGAACGGUAAUCACGUGAUGUGGGUGCCGGACGAGUAUCGUGACUGUCUAUUGUGGCGAGGGAUGGUCAAGGUUAUGGGGCGUGAGUCAAUCACCAUCAAAUUCCCGAAUGCUUUCUCUGGAACCGAGUGGGCAAAGUGUUAUAGGCCUCAUUAUAGGCCUCAAACUUCCGCGUAGUUUUCCACUAGCUCAGCUAC